Messenger RNA from Saprolegnia diclina VS20, 1195 nucleotides. RefSeq lists its product as hypothetical. The coding region runs from base 1 to 1149 and encodes 382 amino acids. NCBI's taxonomy places the organism in Eukaryota, Oomycota, Saprolegniomycetes, Saprolegniales, Saprolegniaceae. The record is from RefSeq and is a predicted model, not a curated record. Gene Ontology annotation, cellular component: MKS complex. Gene Ontology annotation, biological process: cilium assembly. The transcript has 12 exons.
AUGAAGCGGUCCUUGCGGAAGCUGGGCGGCGACGCCGGGAAGGCGCCCCUGCCCUUGGCCGCAGCUGAGUCCAUCUCCAAUGAGACUGAUGCACGACCGACACUGAAGUCGCGCAAGUCGUUCCGGGACCUCGUUCCGAAGCGGUCGCCGUCCAAGCACCACGAGAAGGCGUCGUCCAAGGACGAGAGCUCGGGCAAAGACGAUAUUGGCGCCGCGUUCGUACUCUGUGUAUACGUUACCGAGUCGACGUGCUCUACUAGUAGCGAAAUCAAACAAUCUCCGAGCGCACAAGACGGCGAGAACACAUCGCCGCCGCGGCUGCAACGCAACAGCCCGUCAAGCAAGUCGUUUCGCAACUUGCUCUUUGGCAAGAAAGACGCUCCGAGUGACCACGCCCCGACCGCCGAUGCGAGCGCUGCCCGAGACGAGGCUCCGUUGCCGUCAGCGUUACAUAUGCCAAUCACACACGCCGAGAGCGAUCCAGCCACCACGCCAUCAGCGAGUGCGGCUUUGACGACCAGCACGAAACUGGCCGAGGUGGAGCGCCAGCCGCUGCACCGCGCGCGCAAAGACGCAGGCUCCGCGGGCCUCCGCAAAGCCACGCCGCAGAACCAGCCCGAAGUGCACCUUCUCGGCGAUCUUGUCGGUGGCUCGGGCUUUGACACUGGCGCCAGCUACGUAUGCAAGUGGCGUGUCGACUAUGGGGAGGCGUGGCAACACGUGUGCGGCAAAGAAGUUGGCCAAACCCACGUCGACACGCCGAGCGUCGGCGACGAGGUUAUUUGGGCCCAUCCCAUCGACGUACUCUGGACAACAUACUCGAUGCAGGGCUGGCCGCGACUGCUCGUGCAAGUGUGGACCGUUGACGAGCAUGGCAGUGCACACGUCUGCGGGUACGGCUUUGCCCACGUGCCGUCGUCGCCGGGGCACCACCUCGUGACGAUUGGACUCUGGCGUCCCUUGGGCUCGGAGCACCAAGAGUUGGCAGCACUCUUUCUGGGUCAAACGACAGAGCUCCUCGGCGACGAUGUCGUGUUCAACAGCGCGUGGGCGGAUCGAUGCCGACUGCGCACCAUCGCGUCAGGCCAGGUGCAUUUCGAGGUCCACGUCAUCCUGCGCCACUUUGUCGUGGAGGCCUUCCGCUUUUAGAUUCGUGGAUAAGAAAUGAGAAAAGAAAUCACGUUUGGGGUCGUUG